AUGAACGCUCUUUGCGACCGCGGUGCCAGCUGCGACGAAGUUACACGCCGCGUCAAUGGUGGUUACAACGGCCUUGCUGAUCGUCGCGCCAAGUAUCAGCUUGCUUGCACCAUCUUCUAA
Messenger RNA from Trichomonas vaginalis G3, 120 nucleotides. RefSeq names its product chitinase family. NCBI's taxonomy places the organism in Eukaryota, Parabasalia, Trichomonadida, Trichomonadidae. The record is from RefSeq and is a predicted model, not a curated record. The transcript has a single exon. The coding region runs from base 1 to 120 and encodes 39 amino acids.